Messenger RNA from Polypterus senegalus (gray bichir), 851 nucleotides. RefSeq names its product pancreas/duodenum homeobox protein 1-like. Gene Ontology annotation, biological process: regulation of transcription by RNA polymerase II. Gene Ontology annotation, molecular function: DNA-binding transcription factor activity, RNA polymerase II-specific; RNA polymerase II cis-regulatory region sequence-specific DNA binding. Gene Ontology annotation, cellular component: nucleus. NCBI's taxonomy places the organism in Eukaryota, Metazoa, Chordata, Cladistia, Polypteriformes, Polypteridae. Bases 45 to 680 code for a protein of 211 amino acids. The transcript is spliced from 2 exons. The record is from RefSeq and is a predicted model, not a curated record.
GUCUAUCAGAAGACCUGCGAGACACGUUUUGCCUUUUUAAAACCAUGGACCGCCUUGAUGAUUGCUUUGAUACGGGAUUUGAAUAUCAGACAUAUCCGGAUUUCGGGUGUCAUUUACCCGCUUGUGUGUAUGCCAGCAGCCCCGAUAAUGAGACCCUUUACAGCCCUUCUUUUGAGUGUUGUGACGAUCGGACACAAUUGGAAUUUAUUUCUAAAGAGCAACCAUCCUGCCAGAGUGAACAGAUUUAUGGAAAAUCAGGUUUAGUGGAUCCAGUUUUAGCCCACGGAGAGACGCACUUUCAGUUUCCCUGGAUGAAGAAUUCAAGAACAAAUUAUGGAAUAAAAUCCCAGUGCCUAGGGAGCGAUCACCAAAGUGACCCGGAUGACAGCAAGAGAAGCCGCACAGCGUACAGCCGAGCGCAGCUGCUCGAACUGGAGAAGGAGUUUCUCUUCAACAAGUACAUUUCUCGGCCAAGGAGGAUUGAAUUGGCAGCUAUACUGAAUCUUACAGAGAGGCACGUUAAGAUCUGGUUCCAGAACAGACGCAUGAAGUGGAAAAAGGAAGCUAAGGGAGUCAAUAAGGUGACUCGGGAGAGAUGUACCAAUACCGUUUCUAAAAAAGAGUCAUCUGGAAACGAUUCCGUUUGGUCUCCUCUGCACAAACCACAUGAGGUGGCAUAACGAACGGCACAUCGCCACAGAAAUGAGUGGACAUCUUGAUACAUGCUAAAGAACCGACACAGACUUAAUUUCUGAGGCUAGUCAAGUCUGAAAAUUAUACUUUUCCCCAUGGAAAAUAUCUCACUAGAUAAUUUUGUACUUAUUAGCGUUUAACAAACGCAAGCUCAUUAA